Messenger RNA from Lontra canadensis (Northern American river otter), 1125 nucleotides. RefSeq names its product single stranded DNA binding protein 3 (gene SSBP3). The record is from RefSeq and is a predicted model, not a curated record. Lineage: Eukaryota; Metazoa; Chordata; Mammalia; Carnivora; Mustelidae. The transcript has 14 exons. Gene Ontology annotation, biological process: positive regulation of transcription by RNA polymerase II. Bases 53 to 889 code for a protein of 278 amino acids. Gene Ontology annotation, cellular component: nucleus.
UGCAGCAGCCGCCCCGAGCCCUGUGCUUGGCAACAUUCCCCCCAACGAUGGGAUGCCAGGAGGUCCCAUCCCGCCGGGUUUCUUUCAGGGUCCUCCGGGGUCACAGCCCUCGCCGCACGCACAGCCUCCACCUCACAAUCCCAGCAGCAUGAUGGGACCCCACAGUCAGCCUUUUAUGUCACCGCGCUACGCAGGCGGCCCCAGGCCCCCGAUCAGAAUGGGAAACCAGCCUCCGGGAGGAGUUCCUGGGACCCAGCCGCUGCUGCCCAAUUCCAUGGAUCCCACCCGACAACAAGGUCACCCCAACAUGGGAGGAUCAAUGCAAAGAAUGAACCCUCCCCGAGGCAUGGGGCCCAUGGGGCCGGGCCCACAGAAUUACGGCAGCGGCAUGAGACCACCGCCCAACUCCCUCGGCCCCGCCAUGCCCGGGAUUAACAUGGGCCCGGGAGCUGGCAGACCCUGGCCAAAUCCUAACAGUGCUAACUCAAUCCCAUACUCCUCCUCAUCACCUGGUACCUACGUGGGACCUCCUGGCGGUGGUGGUCCCCCAGGAACACCCAUCAUGCCUAGUCCUGCAGAUUCAACAAAUUCCAGUGACAACAUCUACACAAUGAUUAAUCCAGUGCCGCCUGGAGGCAGCCGGUCCAACUUCCCGAUGGGUCCAGGCUCGGACGGCCCGAUGGGAGGCAUGGGCGGCAUGGAGCCACACCACAUGAAUGGAUCGUUAGGGUCAGGUGACAUAGACGGACUUCCAAAAAAUUCUCCCAACAACAUAAGUGGCAUUAGCAAUCCUCCAGGCACCCCUCGAGACGAUGGCGAGCUAGGAGGGAACUUCCUCCACUCCUUCCAGAAUGACAAUUAUUCUCCAAGCAUGACGAUGAGCGUGUGAUCCCCUCCUCUUCUCCGAGACGCUGAGAGAGCCGGCAUUGCAGGCGGGAAGAUGCCAGAAAUUAUGCAAGAAGAAGUGAGGUGUCAUUACCCAGGAGCUGGGGGAGGGGCAUCUCCCUGCUCCCCCUCAGCCCCCACUCUCCUCCUCCAGUCCCCCAACCUGUCCCAAUUUUAGUUUCAUGCAAUAAAAAGGCCGAACUUUUUAUUCCAUAAAACAUGAAGGACAAAAAUCAAAAU